Penicillium odoratum is the source of this 732-nucleotide messenger RNA. Its product is annotated as bifunctional precorrin-2 dehydrogenase/sirohydrochlorin ferrochelatase MET8. Gene Ontology annotation, molecular function: protoporphyrin ferrochelatase activity; precorrin-2 dehydrogenase activity. The transcript is spliced from 2 exons. The record is from RefSeq and is a predicted model, not a curated record. The coding region runs from base 1 to 732 and encodes 243 amino acids. Gene Ontology annotation, biological process: siroheme biosynthetic process. NCBI's taxonomy places the organism in Eukaryota, Fungi, Ascomycota, Eurotiomycetes, Eurotiales, Aspergillaceae.
AUGUCCAAGUUUCCCGAAGUUCAAGGUGGUGGCUCUUUGAUUCUAGCUUGGCAGAUCAAAGGGAAACAUGUAUUAGUCGUAGGAGGUGGUGAGGUCGCCGCGGGGCGUAUCCUCAACGUCCUCGACGCAGACGCUCGCGUCACAGUCGUCUGUCCAGCUACUGGACUCAACGAAGAAGUCGCCUAUCGAGUCGCCGAAAAACAAGUUACCCAUAUCGAUCGGAAUUUCGAACCCUCCGACUUAGAUGAUGUGGACAUGGUGCUAUGUGCCAUUGAUGAUCCCGAAGCCUCAACCCAAGUUUGGAAAUUGUGCAAGGAGAAGCGGAUCCCAGCCAAUAUCGCAGACGUUCCACCUGAGUGCGACUUUUACUUUGGAAGCAUGCAUCGGGAUGGACCUCUUCAGAUUAUGGUCAGCACCAAUGGCAAUGGCCCGAAACUGGCUAGUCUGGUGCGCAAGAAGAUCGCAGCUACCUUGCCGUCUAACAUGGGAGCUGCAAUUGUCAACGUGGGAAAGCUACGCAAGAAGCUCCGGGAGGUUGCACCCAAUCAAGAGCAGGGACCAAAAAGAAUGAAAUGGAUGUCGUCGGUUUGUGAGUCAUGGAGCCUGGAUGACUUGGUGGAGAUGACCGAACAUGAUAUGGAUGGACUUUUAUCUCAAUUCCAUCCAGGAAAUGUGCCUACACUGCAGGAGGUGCGCAAUGAUGACUCGUUACAAAAGCUCGCCUUGGAAUGA